Messenger RNA from Pseudoliparis swirei, 1425 nucleotides. It is a transcript of the gene tmem44, whose product is annotated as transmembrane protein 44. NCBI's taxonomy places the organism in Eukaryota, Metazoa, Chordata, Actinopteri, Perciformes, Liparidae. Bases 1 to 1425 code for a protein of 474 amino acids. The record is from RefSeq and is a predicted model, not a curated record. The transcript is spliced from 11 exons.
AUGGACUCGGCAUCCAGAGGCCGGCGUCUCCAUUGGGCUUUUGAGCGGCUGCACAGGUGCUGCAUAGAAGAGUUAGUCCGAGGACAAGGACAUGUGAGCCUGUUUGCAGGUGGAAUGGGGGCACGUGCAUCGACCCGGGAGGGUCAGACGAGAGGACAUGCGAACUCGUUCCCCUUCGGUCUGGAGGAGUUUUGCGUAGACGCGGUCUCGACCUGUUUCUCUCGGAACGCAGACACGCGUUGCGUCCCCAUCGGCCUCAGCACUCUAGCUGCGCUGCUUUUAAUGCUGUCAUGCUGUCUCUCCGUGUACCAGAGGUGCAGGUUUCGAGGAGAAACUCCAGGAGGAAGCAUUUCUUUCCUCUACUGCUUCCUCGGUAACUUGUGCGCCACAAUUGGAGCUGUUCUGUCCAGGCAGCUGCAUAUUCUGGUUUUGAUGGGUGCUUUUGCUGCUGCUAUGGAUGCUGUGAGUUGUGUUUCUUGCUGCUGCCAUGUGCUCCUGUACUGGAACUCAAAAGCAGGCAGGAGGCUGAGGACCAUGAGAGGGCGGAGGAGGCAGCACCUCCUUGCAGUGUGUGUACUGAUGGUCGUUACAGGAGGCUUUCUGAAAUCCAGGGCGAGCCACCUCCCAGCAGUCGGGCCUCUCCUUGGCAGGAGGAGACUGCUGCUGCAUGCCGCCCUCCAAGACAACACUGAAGUCCUGGGUUACAUACUCGGCCUGCUGUCCUGUGUCAUCGCCUGUACCUCCAGGUUCCCAGCUCUCUGCCGAGCCUACAGAGGACCGAUGCUGGCCCGGGCCUCAAUGUUCUCUGGACUGCUGUGCUCACUGGCUGGUGCCCUCUAUGCCGCUGCCAUAGUCCUUUACGACACUCGGUUUGGGUUUCUUUUAGGAGUCAUGCCGUGGCUGCUGUCGGCAAUAUGCUGUGCCACCAUGGACCUUCUUAUACUUGUCAUCCACGGGUGGAGGAGAGGGACCGCACGGAAGCUGAUCAGUUUUUCUCCAGACAAAGAGAGGCUUUUAUGUAGCUCCCGCAUCCUCACUGAGGACAAUGACGUCAUGAAGAGAAAAAUAAAACAGCAAGUUCUUUCAUCAGCAGGAACCAAAACAAAAGAUGGCCAGAAGAUGACUGAGGUGGGUGGUUACAUGGAUGUCGCUGUUCAACCUGCAGGAAAAGUAAGUGAAGAAUCUGUGGAGGACCGGUCUCUCAACCAAACGCUGCGAAUGAUCAGAGUCGACAGUUUCUGCUGCUCAGAAACAUCCUGUGACUCUUCACUAGUCAGCUCUGACCUGGAGUUGGAUUUUGAAGCGGCAAAUUCCCAGUGGCUUGAACCAACGGCAAAACAAUGGGAGGGGGAUAACUUUCCACCGCAAGAGUUGCCCACAAACCCCAAACUUGAUAACAUCUGCACCUGUGCCAUGUUUGUUUAA